This is a messenger RNA of Elaeis guineensis (African oil palm), 3010 nucleotides long. RefSeq names its product pentatricopeptide repeat-containing protein At1g43980, mitochondrial. Gene Ontology annotation, biological process: RNA modification. Gene Ontology annotation, molecular function: protein binding; RNA binding. Lineage: Eukaryota; Viridiplantae; Streptophyta; Magnoliopsida; Arecales; Arecaceae. The record is from RefSeq and is a predicted model, not a curated record.
AGUCGUUGCAAAAAUAGUAAGGGAGCCUCGUUGGAGGCAUCAUAGGUCACGAAGCCUACGAGGGAAGAAAUCUUGAGAAAGAAAGGGUGUUUUUCUUUUUCCCUCUUUUUUUUUUUUAAUUUUACCUUUUGAGAAAAGAAAAGAAGGCACCCCAGCCAAUCCCUCUCUCCUCCACACCGAACUCCAAAUGGGAAGAGGAAACUACCAGAUGGAAGAAGAAAGGAAGCAUCGGAAGACAAUAAAAAAUGGGGUGCCCUCCCUCCCCUCAUAAAUCGCACAUCUUAGCCCCUAAUGAUCGUUUCCCCUCCAAACCUUGGACCUAUCAAAAAAUUCGAUGUUUCCUCCUUUUCUAUCCUCAUUGGCCGCUGCACCUCUCUCAACUCCCUCCCCUCCGCCCAAACCCUCCACUCCAACCUCAUCAAAACCGGCCUCCACCGCCACACAUUCCUCGCCAACCGCCUCCUCGACCUCUACUCUCGCCUCGGCUCCACCACCUCCGCCUUCCAAGUCUUCGACGAAAUCCCCUCCAAGAACACCUUCUCGUUUAACAUUCUUCUCGCUCUCCUCUCCAAGACCGGCCGCAUUCGAGAUGCCCGCCAGCUCUUCGAAGAAAUGCCCCAGCGGGAUACCGUCAGCUGGAAUUCCAUCAUCUCCGCGUACAUCUCCAAUGGCUUGUUCGCCGAGGCCUUUGAACUUCUGUACAAAAUGCAAGACCUCGGAGCGAGGUUCAGUGAGUACACGCUGUCCCUCGCUGCCUCCUGUGUCUCCGAUGCUCGGCACGCCAAACAAGUGCAUGGGUUUCUCAUCCGCAGUGGCUUGAAUUCAUCGAACAACGUGAUGGACAAUGCGCUUAUCGAUAUGUAUGGAAGGGUUGGAGUCAUCAGUUAUGCUUGCGGUGUCUUUCGAGCCAUGGAGGACCUCGAUGUCAUCUCUUGGAAUUCGAUGAUCUCGGUCUAUGGCAACUCAGGUCAUGGUGAGAAGGCAUUGGAGUGUUUUCGUUCGAUGAGGGCUCACGGGUUUCCAAUUGAUGAGUUCACGGUGUCGUCGGUGAUCCAUGCCUGCGCGGAUCUUGGGCAUUUGGCCGAGGGUGAGCAACUUCUGGCCCAGUGCUUCAAGAUGGGAUUCCUUUCGAAUUCUGUAGUUUCUAGUGCUGUUAUUGACCUGUAUUCCAUGUGUGGCAGACUGGAGAAUUCGAUUCGGCUCUUCGAAGAAAUGGACAGAUGGGAUUCAGCCCUCUGCAAUUCCAUGGUAUCAACCUACGCCCGUAUCAGGCUUGUGCAUGAAGCUCGGAGUCUCUUUGUGGUGGCUCUGAGGAAGGAAAUGAGGCCGACGGGAUUCACCUUUGCAAGUAUUCUGUGCUCAAGUUCCUGUUUUGGGUUGACUGAGCAGGGAACACAGAUCCACUGUUGGGUUUUUAAAUUGGGUUUUGAGGCAGAUUUGAUUGUUUCUAGUGCUCUUGUAGACAUGUAUACUAAGUUAGGAUCGGCGGAAUCGGCUUUGAAAAUUUUUUCAGCAAUGGCUACCAGGGACUUGGUCUUCUGGAAUACCAUGAUCAUGGGCUUAGCUCGAAAUGGGCAAGGCACAGAAGCUCUAAGAAUUUUCAAACAAAUGCAAGACAGUGGUACCCAACCUGAUAGAAUUACUCUGGUUGGUGUUUUGUCUGCUUGCAGUCAUGAAGGCUUGGUCCAUGAAGGAAAGAGAAUAUUUUCAUCCAUGGAGAAGAAAUACGGGGUGGUACGAGGCCUCGAGCACUAUAACUGCAUGGUGGACAUGAUGGGCCAAGCAGGAAGGCUGAGAGAGGCAAUGGAGAUUAUAGAGACCAUGCCUCACAAGCCUACUGCAGCAACAUGGGAAUUGCUUCUUGAAGCUUGCAGGAUUCACGGGAACAUGCAGCUAGAAGAAAUAGUUGCAGAGAAAGUGAUGGAGUUGGAGCCUUGCUCAUCAGUUCCUUAUUUUGUAUUAGCUCGGGUGUAUGGUACGAGAGGGAGGUGGGAGAGCAUGGCUCGAGUGUGGAAGACCAUGGGAGAUAGAGGUGUGAAGAAGGUUGGUGGAUGCAGUUGGAUUUGCAUUAGAAAUCUCAUCUUCAUUUUUACUUCUGACCAGAUAUUGCAUUAUGGAGGGGAAGACACAUACUUGAUGUUACGUUUGUUGUGUUGGGAGAUGGUGGGUGAGGGAUAUGUUCCCGAACAGCAUGAAGAAAUGGAAGAUCAAGAAAAGUGAGGCUGAUAAUGCAUUGCUGGAUGUCUUUUUGAUGGAUUGAAGCGAAAUACUGACCUUCAUGGAUGCUAAUUUUCAGGCUAUUUUUGUGUUUGGUAUUCCUUGAAGUGGAAAAUAGUGAACGACCUUUGUCCUAAACUCCAGGGAACUUUCACAUGGUUGGUUGAGCUCAUCUUUCAGGCUGAGUGGAGGAGAAUUUUAGGCAUCAGAUUAUCAUUCUGGUGCUUAUGGAAAGGAAGGUGGCUAUUGGCAUACUUACUGAUAUAAGCCACUGGAAAAUGUUUGCUUUUAACUUGCUUGUUGGUUGAUGGAUGGUCAAUCAAUUUGGAUUAUCUUAACAAUGGCUUGGAAGGAGAAUUGCUUGUUACAUUUCAAAACCGACAACAUUGACACCUCCAAGAUUACACUUCCAUUGCAAGUCUAGAGAACCAGAGAACAUGCAUCAUGAAUGAAAGGGAGAAUUAAACUAGGUCAAGCAACAGCUUCUUGUACAUUACCUAAAGGUUGUCACUGAAGCAUUAAAUUUUUUUCAGAAGGGGAAUGUCACUAUAGAUUGGAACCGGAAGAUACGUCCUAGGAAACUUGCAGACAUUUUGGAUGAAGUGGGUGAUAUCCUAUCCUCCACAGCUAUUGGUUGCCUGCUUAUCCAACACUGUUGGCACUUUCGGCAGCAUACCGAGAACUGGCCUUGUAAAUGGUUCUCUGUUUAACGUACGCUUUCAUUAUUGUAGCAAUUCUUGUUGUAUACGCAAAAUACUCAUUUUAUAUCUACACACUAAGGAUGGAGAGAGCC